Macrosteles quadrilineatus (aster leafhopper) is the source of this 7673-nucleotide messenger RNA. RefSeq lists its product as uncharacterized. The transcript is spliced from 13 exons. NCBI's taxonomy places the organism in Eukaryota, Metazoa, Arthropoda, Insecta, Hemiptera, Cicadellidae. Gene Ontology annotation, molecular function: catalytic activity. Gene Ontology annotation, biological process: nucleoside metabolic process. The record is from RefSeq and is a predicted model, not a curated record. Bases 345 to 2072 code for a protein of 575 amino acids.
GUUUUCAGUUUGGCACUACUAAACACUAACUAACCAAAUACUAACGAACGGCUGAUUAAAUUAGGAAGUUUUGCAAGUUUUGGACACUCAUUUAGAGACAACUUGAUUCAUUAACAACUAACUAUCGUUUGGAUAGUCAAGUGCAACAGGAAAUGUUUUAAGAAAUGCAAUGUGCUACUUAGUACUUAGAUCUUGUCAAUCAGAUUACCCGAAUCUUUGUUUACUUCCCAAAGAAUAUUUUUGAUACACCAAGUGUGUUCUGAAUUGUGUUUUUAUUACUGUAGCCUUCUUAUUCUUGAAGAAAAGGGAAUAUUUAUGUUAAGAGGUUCUUAACAGAAGAAAACAUGGUGGACACCACUCAAGAUCAAAUUGUGAUGACCCCGAAAGGGAAAACAGCCACCUCAACGACUUUGAUGAUCGAGAGGAAGAAAAUUCAAGAUCAAAGAGAUGUAAACAAUGAGAAUAUCCACGUUGCGGGUGGAGCUCAUCAGGGUAUUGUGAUAAACAAGACGACCGCCUCAGGAGUUGGCGAAGAUGUUGCGGCCGAUUUAAGUUUGGAGUUCAGGGUUUACUUAGUCAAUGCUCAGACAGGCAACCAUACAUUGGAAUCUCGCACUUUGCUCUUCUGGUUUUGUUCCAAACUUCCUGAGGUAGACCAGCCUCAUGUUGCACAGGAGUUCUUCAAGGAGUUGGUCGCUCCUCAGGAGUUCCCUAGAGAUUAUGUUGGUUUCAUAAAGAAGAUAAUGAAGCUAAUGCAACACAAGUAUCCAACCAUUCGUAAACUUGAAAUCAUUCUCAGACAACUGGAACAGGCAACAUCACUACCAACAAGGCCAUUGUCAGCAGAUGAGAGUACCCUUGGCAAGCUGGUGAUCCUAACAGAGGAGAAGGUCCUGGAAUUGAUAGAAUCUGCCUACCCCAACCCUAUCACUGCUGAGGACAUGGCUAGGGAACACAACUGGGAAGAGGAACUAGUUGUUGGCCAUCUUCUUGAAUUGCAGAAGAAGGGAUUAGUGAAAGCUAUGGAGCAUGGAGCCUACACUAGGAUUGUACAGCAUGACACAGAUGUACAGAUUGUAAAGCAGAUGCCAACCAUGGUGAAAGCAAAACAACCCACAAUAGCUAUAAUAACUGCACAAUACUGUGAGAAGCUAGCUGUUGACGCCAUGAUUGAAAACAAAGAAACAUUUGUUCGCUACACAACAGUUGGUGAAUCAAACGUUUACACUCUCGGGACCAUGGGAGCUCACCGUAUAGUUUGUACUAAACUGCCAACUGUUGGACACACUAGAGAAGCAAUGACUGCUGCAGGCAACACCACCACUAGGCUGCUAGGAACGUUUCAACAAGUGGAGUACGUGUUCCUGGUAGGGGUGGGUGGAGGGGUGCCCCAUUACACAGACUGGGGACAACAUGUUCGUCUCGGAGAUGUUGUAGUAUCACACCUAGGUCCUGAUCGCAAGUCGGUUUACACUUACUGUGAAAGUGGUAAGGAGAGAUCGGAUGGAUCCGUAGAGUUUGAUCACAAAGAUUACUGCCCUGUCAACCUCUUGUUGCAAGACAUUGCUACUCAUCUCAAACAACAGUCGGACACAGAGUGUGACAAGACUACAUGGCUGAGGUAUCUGAAGAAGGGUCAGGAGAUGUUACAGUCACAGUCGGAACAUGACUUCUGUCGUCCGCCGACUGACACUGACAAAUUGUACAUGUGUAUUGGGGAGAGAGACAUCAUAGAAGUGGCUCACCCUACGCCUGCCGACACCAUUCAGUCUGCCAGAGUGGAAGGUUUGCCGAGACUACACCUGGGUCCGAUCCUGUCAGGCCGUGCAGUGUGCAAAGACGAUUCUCUACGCCAAAUCUUCUCUCAGCGCUGCGGUGCUAAAGCCUGGGACCCAGAGUUUGACUCUGUGAUAGAAUCAGUCAUGGGUAACUGCAAGGACAGCUUUGCAGUCGUGCGAGGUAUUGCUGACUAUCGCGACGGCACACGCAAGUCUCCAUGGCAAGCUUAUGCUAGUCUCGCUGCUGCGUCAGUCGUCAAGGCUAUAAUUAGUGCAAUGGAUCCCCCAGUUUAACUUUUUUAGCUCUAGAACAAAUUUUCUUCUUCCUUUUAAAUGUAGAAGAGUAGAGUGCUCAAAUAUUGCAGAGUGUUUUCUUAUCGAGUCAACUGUAGCAAUGAUAGAGCUCUUGGAGUUUUCUUUCAACCACUUUUGUUUUGAUGAUUGAUGAUGGUCAUAAUUUCGGAUGGGCUUGAAUGAGAGUGAUAUUUAUUGUAAUUCAAAGUUUAUUAAAGGUUAACUAAGAUAAUUUAGGGUUUCAAGCAUUAUUUCGGCAUAGUAAAUUCUGGAACUUUGUUGGUUACAAUAUGUAGCUGUGGCCUUUAACAACUGUUAAGGUGCCUUUAUACAAAAAGGCCCUAAAUAUUUUCAAGUUUUUAAACUCUUAAAUACAAUAACACAAUUCCCUAACCCUUAAAAAUUGUUAGGACAAGGUCAAGAUUGAAUCAAACACACAACACUCUUAUGAUUAACCACAAUACAUGUUAAAUACUCGCACAUAAUUGGAAUCAAAGUUAAAACAAUUGACAAACUUAUAAUCUAAUGAAGCACAUUACACCAGUAGUUUUAACAUAAAAAUAAUUAAGAUAUAAACAUGACGAGAAACGUGAACACACAGCCUUAACACAUUGCCUACCAGCCGACACACUCCUCUGUAUGAGGCGUAUUGUGACCCCUGGUAGUGAAUGUGUUAAGCACCAUGAGGAUAUUCUAUCAGCCAGGUGUCUACACUGUAGCAUUUUGGACACACACCCAAAACCAUCAAGAAGAUGGUCCACAUCCAUCGACACUAUUCCCACUGCCCUACAAACCACUGAAGCUUAAUGUUGAAAACAUAUACAAUCUUCUGGAUCUGUCUGCUUUUUUGGGCAUCUUUUGGGGCAAAGUUUGGCGUGUUUGCGUAAACCAGAAACCUCCCCGGAUUAAAAAAAUGCUUUUAUUCUAUUUAAAAAUACAAAAACUAUCUAUUUAACUUGAAGUCCAUUUUAAAUAAACAUAAAGCCAUUUGAUUGAGGAUCUGUCGAUGUUUAGGUUUUGAGAUUGUUAAAACUAGUUGAAUUAUAAGCAAUUGAACUAUAGCAGAUUAUUAGAAAAUGAAAAAAAUUUAUAAUCUGCUAUGAAAUUUAUUAAAAUUUGUGAGGAGUCCUAAAGAUCAAUAGGAAUAUAUCAUACUAUAACUUGACCUUGAAUUAUGGCAACUCACCCUUUCAUUCAAGCCCACUCCUAAAUUAUUAUGCCUUAUCAUUAAAACACAAGUGAAAAAGCAAUAUCGGUUUGAAAUUUAAUAAAAAAUAACUGAAUUUGAUAGGAUGUUGAAAUUUUGACCUACUAUUGAAAACUAUAGAAUUAGUCAAAGAUUAAUAGGGAAUGACUGCGACAAAAGUUGAAUUGAAAAUUAAGUUAGGAGAAAAAAACAAGGAGUCUUCUGAUUCUGCACAUUGUGAGGAAUUUCAACUAUUCUACAAACAUGUCACUUUUGACAACCAAGAAAGCAGACGGAGCUUCAACAAAUUCCAGAAGAUUGCAAGUCUUUGAGACAAAGCUUCAGUAGCUUGUAGAGCAUGUGGCAACCAGAGUCCUGAUCCAGCAUAAAAGGUCUGGUUUUUUUACUUAACACCAUCUUCUUGAUGGAUUUGGAUGCUUGCCCAAAAUGCUGCAGUGAAGACAUCUGAUUGACGGAAUAUCCUCACGGUGCCUGAAGCCUUAUGCCCACGGUUCUAGUACCAUUUUUAAUUUAAUCAAUUUAUAUGUUUGCAUUAUUCAUGCAAAGUUCUACAUAAUAAGUUUGUUGAUGUUUUAAAUUUUAAUCAUGUUUUGUCACAGUGAUUUAAGUUUAGUUUUUUACCAAGUUUGACAAAACCUGACUUUGUGUCCUUGUACUACUUGAAAGGUAUCAGUAGUAAAAUGUUUUAUUUUUUAGUUUUUGAUAAAAUAUAAGUUUCAGUGCUUUAAUCUUGAAUCUUAUCGUUAAGAAAUAAAAGGGCUAGUAACUUGUAUAGUUUUAUUGAGUUUAUUUUGAGUGUUGAGCCAAAUACUAUGACCCGACAAUCUGAAUGUUUAGAAUUAUUAACUUAUAUAUUCAUGAAAUUCAGUUCAACUCAUCUUAAUUCCCUAACUUGCCACUUUACCCCUGCUUGGCAAUGGGGAGAGGAUCUCGUUCUUUGCAUCUGCUUUAUGCAAUAUUUUCACAUCCAUAAUUGAUUUUAGAAUUAAAUCUUAAAUUUUUCUGCUUGGUUUGAUUAAAUUAUUGUUUGUUAAGUUCAGGCAUGGGUUUGAAUCCCUUAAGCCACCUAAUACAAUGUGCAAGUGAUGCACAUAUAAAAAUACUGUAACUUUAUAAUUGAAUUUGAAAAUAUAUACUACCUUAAAAGUGUACUUGCUAUUGAAAUCCUACCUAAAUUUGAUUUCAAUAGACCCAAAAAAUCCUAAAACGCACUGUUAUUAGCAAAAUAACUGUGAUAACAUUUACGAUGUAAUAAAAACAAACAUCCUGAAAUCAAUAGCAUAUUUACCAUCCAAAUGUUAUUGCUGCAAUUGACUCAUAAUCGUCUAAAUUUUCACUAUAAUGAACAAUUUAGAAAUGAGUAGAUUCUGUAGUACAAUUAUUGUACCUUUUAUCAUAUCACACUAUAUUAGAAAUUAGAAUACUGUAAGGUUCAUAUUAACUUGUAAAGUGGAUCGUACAUUUGUUAACCCUCUAGAUUUAUAAGGUACUUCCUUUCCACAAUUGACUUUUCCGAUUCCAGAUACGUAUAAUGGUCCGACUUAAAUCUCAAAGAGACUGAGCUUUUAGAAAGUACCGAUGGGUAAUUUUGACGGAGAGUUUCUAUUAAUGUGCAGAAAUAAUUUCUAAAGCUAAUAAUUUCCAAUUAUAAUUUAGUUUGUUUUGCAUCGGUUCAUUGUUUUGAACAAUUUUAUUUUAUCCAGCUGAUAUUCAUUUUUCAUUUGUUAUUUAUUCGUUUCCACACGGCUUAGAGACACGGCUAGCCACACACUGUUAAAAGAAAAUGUCGAUAGCAAAUGUGAAGAGUUUGUCUAACUAUUCCUCUCAUGUAAUUAAACAAACUUCUACUGAAGAAGCAACCUUGGCAAUACGGUUAAGGUUUCCAUUGUGUAGCAAAUUUCUUGUUCAAAGGAAAACAUUUGUAGAAACUAUUCAUUUCCAAGGAAAUGCUGAAUAUUCUCCCAGUAUGCGCCCAGCCAGUCUAUGCAUUUCUAAAUCAAAUAAACCCUGCAAACUACUGAAAGUUUGGUUUCUAUUUUUGUCUUUUGUUCCACUAAUAUACAAACAUAUGAUAAAUGUUGUAGUACUAGUUGGUUAAGAUCUGAAAUGAAAUUGUAUUAGUUGAAUUUGAGGAGUGCCACUUAUUUAUUUGUGUUGGGGUGGUAUAUCUUGUCAUUAACAGUAAGUUACACCAGUGCCCAUCCAAUCUUAUUUCUUCUAAGAGCAUUAAAUUCACAAAGAUAAUUAAUGACAGUGUAACUUCGGUUUGACAGUGAUAAUGGCCGUGGAAACGUCAUUUUCUUCAUGUAUUUAUCCUACAAUACUUGCUUCGUAGAUUUAGUAAAGAGUAAUAUAUUAUUUUGUUAUUUAUAUUUAUUAGAGUUUAUUUUGCUAGUCGUGUAUAAGUGGUGUAGUGGAUUUGUUACCUUAUUCACAAUAAAGUUAAAUAUAAGCCAUAUUUAUCUUAUUUGCAAAGGGGAAGAAAUCCCUAUAAAACAAAAAAAAAGUUUUACCAGAAUUGGCUUAUGUUAGGUUGAUUAUAACAUCUACUUAACAACCUACUCAUAUAAAAGCUAAGUCAAAUCAGCCUUUAAUGGAAGUAAGUUAAAUACCAUAAAUUGACAUUUAGUAAAGGUAAAAUCCUAAUUUAGCUUAUUAAUCCUAAAUAGCAUAGUAAAAGUACCCUUCAAUUGUUCAUAUUCUUACUGCUUUUAAGAUUAAAUUUGUCAAACUUCAUUCCACUUAAUACUAUAGGUUUAUUUAUUGAUUUUUCUGGAAAUUAGUGAACAUAGAAAAUAGUUUCAGAUUAUUAUAUGUCAAACAAAAUAGCAUUGGUUUUGUAUUUUUAUGUGCCUACUAAUUUAAUUCAUCUUUAUGAGAUUUUCUGAGAUUUACAACUGAGAUUUGUUAGUGUAAAUUGUUGUGUACUGACAAUCUGCAUAUGUUUAAGUGAUUUGUGUUCACUUUGGUAACUGAUGUAUCUCACACCUAUACCAAAUAUUUUGAUUUAUUUUAGUUUUUAGCUUGUUUCUUUCUUUAAAAUUGUUGCUUGAAUUUGUAGCUCUAUAAAGUGCUUUUAAUCUGUUUGUGCUAUUGUCAGAUAACAUAUUUAUUUGCAGUAAGGUUGAUGAGACUUAAAAUAAACCACAAUACAUAAAUAUAAAACUAAAAUUGUUGUGUUUUUCCAUGUGAAUGUUAGGAUUUUCUUUUAAAUUAAGCUUUUUAGUCAAGACAACAUACUAACUUUUAGAUCUACACUAGUAUAAUAUUUUUUGUGGAGUAUUUGUUUUAGAGGGCUAUUAAUCAUGCUUUGGCUAUUGUGUGUGGUAAACAAAUUAAUAGGAUCGGGACCAAUGGUGGGAUGUAUGUUUUCCUUUUAAGUAAAUAGUGAUUUUAACUUGUGCCUAACAUAAUUGCUCACUUUAACAUAACACCGAUUAUUAUGAGUAUUUGUGUCUUUAGAUGUCACAACCUUUGGGUCUUGAAACAGUAUUAUUAAAUGUUUGGAAAUGGUUAAAAAUAGUAGAUGUACUCCAUUAUUGGCUUUUACAUGUGUUUUCCAAGAAAGAAUGACUCCACAAAAACAAUAUUGUAGUCACCUGAAGCACGUAAAGUGGUAGUUUCAAGGCUAAGGUAUGUAGUAAUUGCUAAGUGAUACGGAUUGUCCAUGACAUUACCUUGUGGUUCCUCAAUGUUUCGUAGUCAAAUUAACAACUUACUAGUAAGUAGACUUGUACCUUGUACACCAUAUAUAAUAUGUAGGGAAAAUGUUAUUUAAAUCACUUAUUAAAUAGAUUCACUUGAGUAAAAAAUUGCUUAUUUGAAUAAACCAAAAUAGGUGUAGACUAUUUAUGCUUAACCUAUGUAUUUUUAAAAAGAGGAUUUUAUUUUAAAGAGAUUGUUAGUUGUAUUUUAUUAAAAGAAUAUUUUUUAAUGCAAAUGCCACCAACUUCUUUGGCAUUAUUUUAAUAUUACCAUAAUACAUGAAUUUAAUAUGCAAGACAUUUUGAGUUUCAAAUUUCUAUUUCUUCUGUGAAAUAUUUGUGAUACAUUCUGUUACAUUCUAUUAAAAUAAUUCUGUUUCAUAUCAAAUAUACAAUCUAUAACCUCCCAAUGUUAGAGAAUACUUGCAUUGCAUUGUGGUAAUUGUUUUGAGUUUGGUAAUAUCAAAUGGAGGAAUUUACUUGAGACUAAAACAACAUACUGUAUUCUUAAUUUGGAUGACUUAAUUACGUUUCAAUAGUAUCUAUUGUAUUUGUUACAUUAUUUUAACAAUUGUGUAAAAAUGUCAAAACUGACAUAAGUGAUUUGUGGUGCAUUCAAGUCUUCUGUUCCGAAUGGAUUUUACUUAUAUACAUUAUUUUUCAUGUGUUAAUAAAUUUUUAUUAUUGCUA